This is a messenger RNA of Hibiscus syriacus, 1139 nucleotides long. RefSeq lists its product as uncharacterized. The transcript is spliced from 5 exons. The record is from RefSeq and is a predicted model, not a curated record. The coding region runs from base 261 to 896 and encodes 211 amino acids. NCBI's taxonomy places the organism in Eukaryota, Viridiplantae, Streptophyta, Magnoliopsida, Malvales, Malvaceae.
UAUAUAUGUAUAGAUCAAGUAUUUGUAGAUUGAACUAAGUAAAGUUUCUCUCUUCUUUCAAACUUGGUUUAUGGAGCAUUUUCCCUUGGCAUUGGAUCUGGGGUUUCCUUGCUUUCUCUGAAAGGGUCUGCUCAUUGGCGUGUUUACUAAGUUAAAUUUGUGAGUUUAAAUCCGAAGAAAAUCAACUUUUUUGCUUCUUCAAGUUGAUGUUUGUAAUGUGUUUAUGAUUAAGACUGUGAGAGUUUGUAGUGAUAGAUUAGAUGGCUUUUAGAGACAAAGAUUUAGAAUUUGACCUUGAAAAUGGAGUAGCUGUUAAUGGUAGAGGCGAUUUCGCAGUGCCGUUGUUGUCCGGCGAUAUCUCGAGUUGUGGUAGUGUGUGUGUGGAGAAUUUGCAGGCAAUGCCGAUUACGAAUUGUGAUAAGGAUGGUAAGGAGAAUAGAUUAGUGUUGAAGGAGAAACGUAAGAGCUUGAGCCAUAAGAAACCUCCUAGACCUCCGAGAGCUCCGUCAUUGGAUGCGGCCGACCAGAAGUUAAUCAAGGAGAUAGCGGAACUUGCGAGAUUGAAGCGUGCAAGGAUCGAGCGGAUCAAAGUCUUGAAGAAGAUGAAGGCUGCUGAGGAAACAACUUCACACAGAAACAAUGUUCUUGCCACCGUGUUUACCAUCAUUUUUUGUAUUGUCAUGAUCUUUCAAGGAAUGUCACCCGGAGGUAGACCGACAGGUUCCCAAGAAUCUCCCGUGCCAGUCGGAGCCGGAGCAGUGAACAGAGGUCUAAUUUCAGUCCAAUUCUCGGAGAAACCAUCUGCCAGCAUUCCAAAUCAACCAGAUUCAGGAUCUCCAAAUUUAGUGGAGCAGGUUGUAGGUUUAGACGCUCAGGAAAAGCUGGGGUCGAGUUAAAAUUAUUGUGUAAAUUUUUUGCCGUGAUUCUCAAAUAAUUAGCCUACAGCCUGCACAGCAACUUACCUGGUCAGGUUAUGUUGUGGGAUCAUGUGUACUGGUUUCCCCCCCUGAUACACCAUGUUCAUUAAAACUCUGAUUUUAAAUAAUAAUAUGUUUCUUGCUGGAGAAUCUGAUUUGAAUUUUUUUGAGAUCAACACUCAAGUUGACUAACAAAUCUGAAUAUUAUAUGUUUUAUCUGUU